ACAUUUUCAUCUUCUCCACAUCAACUUCCACGUAGAGUUCCACCUCCUUCUUCUUGCAUGGCAGUUGUCACUCUCUUCCCUUCCCCACGUAUCCUCAAUCCCCUGCCAUUUCCUUCUCUUUUAAAACCAAUCACCGUCAACACUCCUCACCACUCCUCCGUUUCAGUUUAUUGCCGUCGCUCUGCUCCACAUGGAACAACAACUCAUCGCAGAUCAAAACCCCACUGCCGUCAACAAUGAAAUCCAAGCAAACAACGAAGAAACUACAAGAAAACAAGAAGAACAUCCACUUCCAUUAAUGGCACUCAAUCACGUCUCCAGAGUCUGCAAAAACGUCAAGGAUUCCGUCCAUUUCUACACCAAAGUCCUAGGUUUCGUCCUCAUUGAACGCCCGCAAAGCUUCGAUUUCGAAGGAGCUUGGCUGUUCAACUACGGCGUUGGGAUUCACUUGAUGCAAACCGAGGAGGAUGAUGAUAGUGUUGGAGUCCGUGGAAGCGAUAAGGAUCAUCUCGAUCCCAUGGAUAAUCACAUCUCGUUUCAGUGUGAAGAUAUGGAAGCGAUGGAGGAGAGAUUGAAGGAAUUGGGAGUGAAGUACAUGAGGAGGACAUUGGAGGAAGAGGAGAAGGGAGAAACGAUUGAACAGCUCUUCUUCAAUGAUCCUGAUGGAUUCAUGAUCGAGAUCUGUAACUGUGAGAAUUUGAAGUUAGUGCCAGCGGGUUCCUCCGGUAAGAUUAGACUUCCGGCGGGUCGGCAUAACCCUCCAUUGGAAUUGAAUGAUGAGAAAUAGUUUUGGACGUUUUUGUGUAAUCGGAGAGUAAGGACAAUUACAAAUUAAUAACCAUUUGUAAACAUGACGUAUCAAUACUAAUCGGAAAAUUUCCUUGCUGAUCUUAAAAUU
Messenger RNA from Cucumis sativus (cucumber), 898 nucleotides. RefSeq lists its product as uncharacterized. The record is from RefSeq and is a predicted model, not a curated record. Bases 191 to 787 code for a protein of 198 amino acids. The transcript is spliced from 2 exons. NCBI's taxonomy places the organism in Eukaryota, Viridiplantae, Streptophyta, Magnoliopsida, Cucurbitales, Cucurbitaceae.